This is a messenger RNA of Prunus persica (peach), 1033 nucleotides long. RefSeq lists its product as uncharacterized. Gene Ontology annotation, molecular function: RNA binding. Bases 365 to 811 code for a protein of 148 amino acids. NCBI's taxonomy places the organism in Eukaryota, Viridiplantae, Streptophyta, Magnoliopsida, Rosales, Rosaceae. The transcript is spliced from 6 exons. The record is from RefSeq and is a predicted model, not a curated record.
CGGAGUUUAGAGAGAAUUGUUCUGUGCCCAUCAACAAACUCGUUUCUCACGGCGGUGUUCUGAUGACAGAAAUUCAUUCUCUUUCUUUCUGCGCGCAGCCCGACCCGACCAGGCCAUCAUAUUCAAAACUGACGACGACGUCGGUCGACUUUUUUCUCUUUGCCUUUGUGUCUGUCUAGUCUAGGGUUUCAAACAAAAAACCAACCACCACAACACUAGCCACCCAGGAUGAAUAAUAGCAACGUCAACGGCGCUGCAAAGCAGCGAGACAAAUACAUCGUUGUAUUUGACAAAGACGAUGAAGACAUCACUAUGAUACCAGAAGAAAAAUUCUUGUCCUUCCGUAGGCCCUUCUGUAGAUCCGAUGGAUCAGUAUUUCACCACAUUGUCAACAACCCCGACUUCGGUCAGAAAUGGUGUUUACAAGAUAAGACAUCUUCAUUUACUUCUGUCAGUCAGAGUUCCUAUUCAUCAGGCACUAAGGAUACUGAAAGGUCCAUAUGACAUCAUCCGCACAGGGCAUCAUGUUAAUGGGAUUUGCACAAAAUACAGGAUCACGAGGGAUAUAUAUCAUAAUCGGAAGAAACGUCUCAUGAAUAUCCCCAUAAAGGAACUUGAAGAACUGGUAGGCUGUGAAAUUUAUAUGCGCCCAAAGAAUGACUUGGUUGUCGCCAUUGGGGGUUCAGAUCGAGAAUUGAAGCUAGUGAGGCAGAUUGUGUCCGCCUGCAUUGUACGCACAGUGCCUCAUAGUGUCAAGGGAUUGAGAGAUUAUCUUAAGAUGUUCUUGGGUAUUAAAAAGUUGAGUUUAUGAUGAAUAAUGUUUUACAUUAUCCAGUAGCUAUAUUUUCUUCAAUUAUUGUAAAGACAGUGAGUUAACUUAUGAGUGCUGACGUCAUACGAUCACACUUCUCUCAUUUUGGUGGGUUGUUGGAUCAAAACCAUUUUCCUUUCCCUUUGGAGUAUUAUGAGUGAUCAGAAGCCUUUACAACUUAUCUUUUCUUUGUAUUUCCUCUAGUUUCGUUCUCUCCUAAUA